UGUUCUUAAAGAUGAGGUGUUAGGUUAGAAUAAGUUGAAGGAGUAUAAUAAUGAUGUCAAAGUAGAAAAUUGAAGCUUAAUUUUUUUCAUUUUGCUCGAAGAAGUUACGGAAGUUUCAUUUCAUUUCAUCAAUUGAUCCUCAAUAAAGUCCACGACACCCAUUUUCAGGGAAACGGAAUAAAGGCUGUCAAGCUUCGAUCGUUUGUUCAACAGAGCACCGUCCUAAUUUGUGCUGCUCACGAUAGCGCUUCCGGAUUGAUUGAUCUUGCUGGUAAAAUUUCAUUUGUAUAAAUAUUUAAUGCUUUUAAUUCAUGUACAACAUUCAUAAAUUUUAGUUUCUUAAUUAGUAUAAAGUGAUCUUCAAUUUUUGUAACUGUAGUAUUUCAAUUUUAGUCAUUUUUUGAAGUGUUCUAGAAAUCUCUAGAGUAGCUUACCUUUGAUGUCUGUUCUGGUCCUGAUCAUAUCCAAAUUAGGUUGGGUAAACGGUAGACGAAACAGAUCAUUCAGAAAUUGAAUUAAACUUAUGUUGUUCUCUUCCGAAGAGAGGGAUUAGUGUGUAACAAAAGUAUCCCCCAUUGGUCGAAUUAUUCUAGUGGUCUAUCCGCAACCACAUUAACUUUCAGAGUAACAAUGAACAUCAUAGGCUACAAGGCAUAAGGGAAUGAUUCCAAAUACACAAUAAAUAUAAGAAAAUCAGAUGUAUAAUGAAGCAUAAACUUUUUUGAAACAUGAACCAUUUGUUAACUCCAAAAUAACUUUGGUGUGACUUUUGCUUCUGGUUAUUGCCACCAACAUCUUUUGUUGCCUGAUUUCAAUGUAUUUGUAUGUGAUAGGACUCGAUCUCGAUUAUGAAUGAACAUUGAUCAAUAAAAUAAAAUAGUAGAAUAUAGUAGUGAAUAGAAAUCUUAUUGCUGGAAAUAGCUAGAGUUCAUGUGGGAUCUAGCUCACAAUACAAACAGAAGACUAAAAUGAAAGGAAAUAAGCUAUAAAUGAUAAAGGAGGUACUUUGAGAGGCCUUAGCUCUCCUAGGGUAAAAUUCACCACUCAAAUCAUGCAUAAAAACAAUGGCAGAGAACAUGCUGCUAUUUAAUCAAUUUGAUCCACAUCUAUUUUCUCUUCCCUCGCUGAAUAAGGAAACAUUCCUAUAAGGGAAUGAUUAGCUGUAUCCUUUUGCCCACGUUUCCUUUUAUAAAAUAUGUCAUAACUAUCAGUAUGCUUCUAAGACACUUACCUGAAAUACAUGGCAAUGAUACAUUAUACACUGAUAGAGAUGUCAAGAGGACAAGACUGGGGAGCAUUCUCCCGCUCCCCGACUCAGUUCUCCAUAUCACUCCCUGUUCCUUGUAACAGAAGAUUGUUGGCUUGUGGAAAUUGUUUAGAUAUGUAUUACAUUAAAAAAAAAAAAACAAGAUUUUACAUGUAAAUUAUGCGAGUUCAGAGUGUCUAUUUUUCUCAACAGAAGUGAAAUGACUUUAUUCAAGAGUGAAAGAAAGACAUGGGAAAUAUUGAUGUACUAAAAUUUUGUAUCAUUUAAAAUCUUUCAUUUUUUUUUAGAAAUACAGAGGAUUGGUUCUUAUGUACAUCAGAAUCUGAACCUUGACUAUCAUUGGCUAUCAAACAGAACUCUCAAUUGGGAAAUAUGAAUGUAAAAUAUUCAAAGCAUAAAAGUUCAUACAAGAAACAAUUUCCAACAUUUAUAAGGGAGCUAUGCCAUCAAUUUUCUCUGAACGAUCUUAAGAAAUCAACCAAUAACUUUGAUAAAGAUCGACAAAUUGGAGAAUCACAAUACUAUAUAGUGUACGAAGGUUAUCUCAAACAUAAUGGGGAAAAUGAUUAUCCAAUAGCAGUGAUGCGGAUGAGAAAUAUAGUCGACGAAUGGUUUCAGAAGGAAAUUGAACUCAACUGCCAGCUUUGUCACCCGAAUUUGGCAUCUUUUAUAGGGUUUUGUGACCAAAAAGAUGAGAAAAUUCUUGUGUAUAAAAAAGACGACAUUGUAAAUGGCUCUCUCACUGAUCACGUACUGUCAAGGGAUAUCGAAUCACUGACAUGGAAGAAAAGGCUUGAAAUAGGCAUUGGAGCUGCAAAAGGACUACACUACCUUCACACCGGAGCAAAGCGCGCGAUUUUUCACCGUGACGUAAAGCCAGCCAACAUUCUUUUAGAUAAAAGUAUGGUACCAAAACUCUGGCAACUUGGAUUUUCCUUACAAGGGAAGAUUUCGAACUCGAAGUCAAUACCAAUUGAAGUCGAUUUCAUUUAUGGUACAUAUGGUUUUAUGGCGCCAGAGUAUUACGAAACCAAUACUUUCACAGAUAAAUGUGACGUUUACUCUUUUGGUAUGGUUCUACUUAGUCUAGCAUGCACAAACUACAAUCUUACGAUCAGGGAUAAGAUUGAAAUGUUCCGCUUGGAGGAGGAAAUUGCGUUUUUAGAAGACCAUAAUGAGGUUUUAGAUGAGAAUGUACUUACGGGAGAUAACUUUUGGGACAAGUUCCUGGAUGCUGAGAUUAUUGAUCCCAUUCACAUGAGAUUGAUUGCUCUGCCGUGCUUGGAAGUGUACAUGGAUAUCACGAAAAGAUGCUUGAAAUCUGAUCCAAAUGAAAGACCAGCAAUGGGUGAAGUUGAGGUUGAACUUGAGCAUGCUCUGGCUCUGCAGGAGGAGGAAGAAAAGUUUUGGAAAUUGUAAUGGUGUUAUAACUUUUUUUCCCACAACCAUUCCCAUCUAAUUUACCAAACAAACAAAUCUCCCAUUUGUUUAUUGUCAUUUAAAAAAUCAAUGCAGCAUAAAAUGUUUUUAAUUAUCUAU
Molecule: messenger RNA, 2806 nt
Organism: Trifolium pratense (red clover)
Lineage: Eukaryota; Viridiplantae; Streptophyta; Magnoliopsida; Fabales; Fabaceae
Product: receptor-like protein kinase ANXUR2
Exons: 2
Coding region: 1640-2686 (348 amino acids)
Biological process (GO): protein autophosphorylation
Cellular component (GO): plasma membrane; plasmodesma
Molecular function (GO): transmembrane receptor protein tyrosine kinase activity; ATP binding
Source: RefSeq, a predicted model, not a curated record